This is a messenger RNA of Cynara cardunculus var. scolymus (artichoke), 994 nucleotides long. RefSeq lists its product as uncharacterized. The coding region runs from base 193 to 519 and encodes 108 amino acids. The transcript is spliced from 4 exons. Lineage: Eukaryota; Viridiplantae; Streptophyta; Magnoliopsida; Asterales; Asteraceae. The record is from RefSeq and is a predicted model, not a curated record.
AUAUAUCUGGAUCGUCUCCAAGCGACACUCUGACCACGUUGGUUGUUUGUUUGGCAGUUGGCAAUAUCACGCCAAAAGUUUGACAAGGAUUUCAUAUCACCUGGCCUGCUAUCUUCGAUCCACAAGGACUUCACUUUACACUUUCAACGCAGAUUCAUCGUCAUCAAAGGGUGAAUAGUUGGUGGUUUGCCAAUGUCGAGGCCACUUCUAUUAGUUUCGUUGCUAUUGUUGAUGGUGUUCACUUCUCAGUUUGAAUGGAACCAACACAUUGUAAAUGAGGUCGAAGCAAGGCCGUUGGCUCUUUCACAGAAGCAGCAGUAUAUAUUAGAGAGGGAAGAAUCUGUCAAAGAGAAGAUAAUCCUAUCUCAAGAGAAGCAUAUUCAGAAACUUAAAACACUAGUGCAGAAUCUUCAAGAACAGUUGCUGGCAUGCAGGGGCAAAGAUGAGUAUGUAAAUGACACUACAGGAUCUUUGACCGAGCCUCUAAAUGGACUAAAUCAUCAGCAAAUCAUGGAGUAAUCAAGAUUGCUUUCUUUGUGUAUCAAUGGAGGAAUUUUAGCUUUUUUACGCGGUUUGAUAAACAUAUAAAGCAUAACACAAUAUCCCUGUUAUCUUGUUUGAGGACCUCUAAAAACAGGUUAGUCAUCAAAAUCUUAAUUAGUGAGCCUUAAUUACAUCAACCAUAGAAUGGGCCUGCACCUUCAUAAAUUAUGAUCUUAAGGCUGCACUUAUAUUAAUAGUUGGCAGUCUGUGUGUGUAUUGAAGAGCUUUGAAAUUACAUGUGCACAUUCAACACUCUAUGCUAUAUACCGUUUAAAAUUUCCCCCCAAAAAAGUUGCAAAUUUUGCAAGUUACAUGUAUUCGAGAUGUUUUUCUUAAAGUCGGUUUAAUUAAGGCGGGUAACACGUUACCAUCGCUAUUUAUUUGUGUAUCGUGACAACUAACACAUUGUCAUUGUAUCUAUAUUGCACACUAAUUAAGGAUCAUUUAAUGA